Molecule: messenger RNA, 1797 nt
Organism: Pan troglodytes (chimpanzee)
Lineage: Eukaryota; Metazoa; Chordata; Mammalia; Primates; Hominidae
Gene: ADH5
Product: alcohol dehydrogenase 5 (class III), chi polypeptide
Exons: 9
Coding region: 414-1538 (374 amino acids)
Biological process (GO): formaldehyde catabolic process
Cellular component (GO): cytosol
Molecular function (GO): zinc ion binding; alcohol dehydrogenase (NAD+) activity; S-(hydroxymethyl)glutathione dehydrogenase [NAD(P)+] activity
Source: RefSeq, a predicted model, not a curated record
AGCAUUCGCCUGUGGAGCACAAAGCUGUUGCAGGUCUCUUACUGGUUCUCAGGCGCUUUCAGUGAAAUUCCCGUUCCCUCACCGUCCACAUCUGUAAUUUGCAAGUCUUAUCUACGAUAACUGCUGUAAAGUUACACGGGGAAGCCCUUUCCCGACAAAAAAACGAGUUCUGCAACAAGUCCGUCGGAUUUUAGCAACGAAACCGGCGCCGUGCAGCCUCGCCGGCGAGUGCACUCUGGAACGCACAACUUAGCGGCACGCACCACAGCUCGAGCACCGCCCUUCCGGUUGGAGCCAUUGCAAGCCCCCCCCCCGCCCCGCCCCCCUCGCUAGGCGCUCGCCACGCCCAUGCCUCCGUCGCUGCGCGGCCCACCCCGGAUGUCAGCCCCCCGCGCCGACCAGAAUCCGUGAACAUGGCGAACGAGGUUAUCAAGUGCAAGGCUGCAGUUGCUUGGGAGGCUGGAAAGCCUCUCUCCAUAGAGGAGAUAGAGGUGGCACCCCCAAAGGCUCAUGAAGUUCGAAUCAAGAUCAUUGCCACUGCGGUUUGCCACACCGAUGCCUAUACCCUGAGUGGAGCUGAUCCUGAGGGUUGUUUUCCAGUGAUCUUGGGACAUGAAGGUGCUGGAAUUGUGGAAAGUGUUGGUGAGGGAGUUACUAAGCUGAAGGCGGGUGACACUGUCAUCCCACUUUACAUCCCACAGUGUGGAGAAUGCAAAUUUUGUCUAAAUCCUAAAACUAACCUUUGCCAGAAGAUAAGAGUCACUCAAGGGAAAGGAUUAAUGCCAGAUGGUACCAGCAGAUUUACUUGCAAAGGAAAGACAAUUUUGCAUUACAUGGGAACCAGCACAUUUUCUGAAUACACAGUUGUGGCUGAUAUCUCUGUUGCUAAAAUAGAUCCUUUAGCACCUUUGGAUAAAGUCUGCCUUCUAGGUUGUGGCAUUUCAACCGGUUAUGGUGCUGCUGUGAACACUGCCAAGGUGGAGCCUGGCUCUGUUUGUGCCGUCUUUGGUCUGGGAGGAGUCGGAUUGGCAGUUAUCAUGGGCUGUAAAGUGGCUGGUGCUUCCCGGAUCAUUGGUGUGGACAUCAAUAAAGAUAAAUUUGCAAGGGCCAAAGAGUUUGGAGCCACUGAAUGUAUUAACCCUCAGGAUUUUAGUAAACCCAUCCAGGAAGUGCUCAUUGAGAUGACCGAUGGAGGAGUGGACUAUUCCUUUGAAUGUAUUGGUAAUGUGAAGGUCAUGAGAGCAGCACUUGAGGCAUGUCACAAGGGCUGGGGCGUCAGCGUCGUGGUUGGAGUAGCUGCUUCGGGUGAAGAAAUUGCCACUCGUCCAUUCCAGCUGGUAACAGGUCGCACAUGGAAAGGCACUGCCUUUGGAGGAUGGAAGAGUGUAGAAAGUGUCCCAAAGUUGGUGUCUGAAUAUAUGUCCAAAAAGAUAAAAGUUGAUGAAUUUGUGACUCACAGUCUGUCUUUUGAUGAAAUCAACAAAGCCUUUGAACUGAUGCAUUCUGGAAAGAGCAUUCGAACUGUUGUAAAGAUUUAAUUCAAAAGAGAAAAAUAAUGUCCAUCCUGUCGUGAUGUGAUAGGAGCAGCUUAACAGGCAGGGAGAAGCGCCUCCAACCUCACAGCCUCGUAGAGCUUCACAGCUACUCCAGAGAAUAGGGUUAUGUCUGUAAUUCAUGAAUCUCUAUAAUCAAGGACAAGGAUAAUUCAGUCAUGAACCUGUUUUCUGGACGCUCCUCCACAUAAAUAAUUGCUAGCUUAUUAAGGAAUAUUUUAACAUAAUAAAAGUAAUUUCUACA